CCAUCGUCCUCAACUGGCCCCCAAAAUCUUGGAGUGUUCUACACCGCGACAGACGCAUAUGGUCUUCCAGUCUACCCUUCUACGGUUCGUGCUGAGAUUGCAUUGUCGGAGAGACCCAUGCCCAUGCGGUUUUGAUGUUCAGACGAACUCUGCACUCUUUGGAACUCCCACCUUCAACCCACAGGCAAAGCUCCAGUGGCCAAAAGAUCCCUUCACGCCCACAAGCCCUGCACCCACUACCGUCCGCAGCGACCGUCCCCGGUUGAUAGCACCUGCCUACAAAUGGGUCGCGUUACCCAGUCUGAUCCCUCAGGAUCCCUACCUGAAAAGCUGGAAUGAUACCAUUUUCCACAAUGCUUCUGUUGCGUUGGCUGCAGAUCCACUUGUUUAUGCCAUUGAUGGCGGACUGGGUGGGAGUGGUGUGCUCGAUGUCGCUCGUCAGAUGAAAAUGAGAGUCAAGUCCCUCGCAUAUGCAUAUCGCAUGUCAAACAACACACAGUAUGCCGACCGUAUUUUUCGGGAGCUUCAAAACGGAGCUGGCAAUACAACCAAUUCCUUUGGUACUGCUCCAGAUAAUUGGAAUACGGAGCACUUCCUCGAUCUCGCCGAGUUUACCGCCGCAUAUGCAAUCGCAUACGAUUGGUUAUACGAGUACUGGCAGCCCACGCAACGCCAGGCGAUUAUGUGGUCCAUCCUCAAUCUGGGACUCAAAUGGGGUAUUCAGGGUUACACAAAUUCUUCUGUUUGGUUCGCGUGGUGGCGCCUACCUGGAAAUAACGACGGGAACUGGAACUGUGUCUGCAAUUCUGGUUUGACAAUGGGUGCGCUCGCCAUCUUGGGGGAUGAUCCAACCGGGAUGGCAGCGCAGAUGCUCGGCCUUACAAUACCCAAUGCUGUCCAAGGGUGUGCGCUCGCUCCCUCCACUGACGGAACCUGGUCAGAAACGGCGAAUUAUUGGUACUUCGGUACGCAGGCGCACGCGGAGAUGUCGUCCUCCCUCCUGACGGCAACUGGGUCACACUAUGGACUCCUUACCGCUAACCCGGCAGCCAAUAAUAGUGGUCUGUACCACCUCUAUGUUACUGGGAUGACGUCCCUCUUCAACUAUGGCGAUUGUGGCCCAAAUAAGUACAGCACAACUGCAAAUGCGAUGAUGUUCUAUGGAGGUUUCUUUAAUAUCCCAGCCUACACGCUUAUGCAGCGUGAUCGAAUUGACGCUCCCGAACCUGGUGCCAUGUUCUGGUAUGAUCCCAGUAUCAAUGGGGCGUUUUGGGAUAACCUGCCCUUGGAUCACUACUUCGACAACGGACAGGACCAGUGGGCGUCGAUGCGUACCAGUUGGACGGAUGAUAAGGGACUAUAUGUCGCUAUCAAAGCAGGGAAUCUUACUGGCCACCAAGCACAUGGAGAUCUUGAUGCGGGCGAUUUCGUACUUGACGUCAUGGGCGAUCGGGUAGCAGGCGAACUUGGGUCUGCAAACUAUCUCGCCCAAAACUACUUCUCAAAUGAGACGCAGAUUAGUGACCGGUGGUUGUACUACAGGAAACGCACCGAAGGUCAAAAUACCAUCGUUGUGAAUUAUCAGAACCAAAAUGUUUUAGGCCAGCCCACUACCCAUUUCGGAUCUUCGGGGACUGUCCAGCCUGGAGGCACCACUGUUUUUACACCCCCGAAAGAUUCGACGGCUUUCUUCACUGCGGAUCUCACACAAUCUUACUUCGGGGUUUCUGUCAAACGCGGCCUUCGUCUUCUGAAUGGACGCAAGCAGGUCUUGCUCCAGGAUGAUAUAACAAAUGCCAACGUCACAUCCCAGUGGCGUAUGCACACUAACACAACAGUGACAACCAGUGGAACAACCGCCACGCUCGUCAUGCCAGGCACAGGAACCAAGGUGAUCGCAACGAUACUGAAUGCACCAUCAGGCAUACAGUUCUCGACAGCUCAACCGGUUCGGUACCCGACUGAUCCUCCAUUACCUGCUGGUGAUGCCAAUCAGGAUCCAUCUAAUGAUGGUGUGACUGUGCUUAUCAUUGACAUACCGAAGGGUACGAACAGUAUUCAGGUCCUGUUCAACCCUCAGUGGCCAGGUAUGAGCGGCAGCGACUUCGUCACUCCACCUAGCGUCCCCAUCGACCAGUGGACUCUAACGAGCCACAAUUAAGUUUUUUUUUCGUAAUCCCGCAGAUCUUACCCUUCAUAACCUACACCAUUCUCUUAUUUCUUCCCCUUUGUUUCAUGUCCUUUCUGACUCGAGCUGGACGAUCAAUUGCCUUAUUGCCUUUUCUAAAUAACUUAUACCUUCGCCCACUGACCGCGCAUUUAUGCAAGCCUUCUUUUCGUUCCUUUACAUAGAUUGUGAACUAUCUGAUCUUGCAGUUGUAUUCAGCCUUCAAAGAAGAAUCGGCCCUUAUCACAAGAAGCUCAGAACCCAGUUAAACCUCUUGUCUUUGCAUGGGUCCGGCUGUACGUGUAAUCGUAAAAGUGCAUUCAAUUCCUAAAAACUCGGAUCCAAGUAGCGAGCUGGUUUUCGGAGUAGAUGAUCGGACAUAAACUCUUUAACCC
This is a messenger RNA of Cantharellus anzutake, 2562 nucleotides long. RefSeq names its product chondroitin AC/alginate lyase. The record is from RefSeq and is a predicted model, not a curated record. The coding region runs from base 59 to 2161 and encodes 700 amino acids. Gene Ontology annotation, molecular function: lyase activity. The transcript has 5 exons. Lineage: Eukaryota; Fungi; Basidiomycota; Agaricomycetes; Cantharellales; Hydnaceae.